UUAGUAACUACUAAUUAGUUAGGAGACAUCUUUCAUUGCAUUUUGAAAAUGAUUUGGAUUGUUUUAUCAAUGUGCGCCUCUACCUGAAAGCUUGGUUUCUCGCCCUUUCUGGUUUCUUUCUUUUCGUCCAAUAGACAUAUCAGGUUUUCCUAUUUAAGUUAACUUUAUAAAUGUUUUAGCAAAACUUCGGUUUUAGGUAACUUCUGCUAUUGCGAUCGUAUCGAGCCCCAGCCUCAUCUUGGACAUAAAAGAGACGAGGCUGUUCUUGUUUGAUCAAAGCGAAAGUGAAACUACCCGAUUGCGGUUACUGGACUGGUCUGCACAUCGAUUUUGUUGACAUUUAGUUCACUGAAUUCAAGAAUGGAUAUUAAGGAUAUAAAUAACAAAUGCUUCUGAAAGGCACGGCAACAAUGGCAGUCAUUGAUGCAGUGGUCAAAGGUGAUACUGAAAAAUUAGCACGUUUGAUCGCGAACGAACACGACAUAAAUCAUACUGACUCUUUUGGAAACACGGCUUUGCACUUAGCACAAUGCCCCGCCAUUCUCCGACAGUUGAUUUCAGUAUCACGUGAUAUAAACAUACGAAACAUGGAAGGAGACACACCACUUCACUGCUGGUACCAAUUGCACAUUAAAUCGCCAAACUUUGUCUUUGAUUUUGACAAGAAAAAGAAUAUGAUGUCAAUGUUAAUAGAUGCUGGGGCUGAUUGCGAUAUUCAAAAUAAUCUUGGGUAUACAGUGCUGCACACCGUGUUUAUAUAUGGUGGCAGCGCUGGUCAUAUCUUGACUGAGCAGCAGAUAAACGAACUAAUCAAGCUCGUUGUCGUUGAUGGACAUGCCGAUGUGAACAAAGCUGAUUUUGAAUUGCAGCUGCCUAUCCACCACGCUGUGUGCGAGUCUUAUUUCAAUCCCGUCCGUUUACUGCUUGAAUGGGGUUCAGAAAUCAAUGCAAAGAACAUUUGGGGUGGCACCCCUCUUUAUUUGUUAUCAAGCAGCGAUGAUGAAGACCUGAUAAAGUUGCUGCUUCAAAAUGGUGCUGAUCCACUUGUACAGGAUCAUCAUGGUAUGACUUGCUUGCACGAGUCCUCGACUCUUGGGAAUAUAACGUUCAUGGCGCUAGUCAUAAACCAUGAACAGAAUUCCGUUAACGAGAAUAAACAAAAGGCAGAAACUCUUCUUGUUAACAUACGUGAUAUAAACGGUGCUUCUGCAAUACAACUCGCAGCAGCAUAUAAGAGCAUAGAAGCAACCACCCUUUUGUUAAGCUGUGGUGCCCUGUUGAAUACACCUGAUGACUACGGCUCCACAAGUCUCCAUUAUGGGGCCUUUGGUGGUACUAUUGAAAUUGUUACAAUGCUAGUUGAAUCUGGCGCUGAUAUACAUGCUUUAGAUAACAAUGGUUCUACACCAAUACAAAUAGCUCUGAACAGGAAUUAUUUCGAGACUGCCUCUGCCAUUCAGAAAGCAGCUGAAGCAUUAGGAAAUACUUUUGAAGGAUCACCUACCAAUGAAGGCUUGCAAAUUGAGCAAAAGUUUACUGCUGACAACAUGUUCAGUACCUACGUAAUGGAAGGUAAUUUGUAUUCGAAUCCAUUUGAUAUAAGCCAUGUAGAUGAAACGCUUUUCGAAGAACUUGGAACUGUAUUUGAAGGUGAUUUUGAAGGGUAUCUGAAAGAAAUGGCCAAAGUCGAAGGGGUUGGCAUGAUCCCAGACCACGAGGAAGUAAAGCAAAUAGAAAAAGAGAUUGAGAACUUCAUACAAAGGGUAGUAGUUUGCAUAGGAGAAAUCGACCCGCGUUUCAAAGGUUCAGUUUUGCAAAGCGGAAGUUGGUACGAAGGAACAAAAGUCGGCGACCCAGAUGAAUUCGAUUUUAUGCUGUGCUUGACUGAAUUUCAAAAACAAUGCAGUAUCCAAAUACAGGAUAAUCAAAUUGACGAUAUACAAGUCCUGAAAAACAAAAUGAGCUCAGGGUUGACGGGGCAAUUUUUCCAAGAUGGUAAGUUACAGGGUGGCAAGUUGAUGGAAAAAUUUGUUUCUUUGGCAAAACAAGCGUUGUGCAGAAUCGGGUACAAAUCUGGUUGCAAGAACUUGAAUUUUCAAGGCAUAACUAGUCACACAUUAGUAGAAAACACUUGGGUUUCCCAUGGAACAGUAACUUGUGAAUUAAAAUUUACAUGGACAGGACCACGGUAUAAGGGACUGAUCAUCACAACAGACCUUGUUCCAGCAAUAUUUGUUCAAAAGUGGCCUUCCUUUGCAGACAGCUCCUUUUUAACCACAAAACUAGCAACAGGUGGGUGCGGCUGUCAUGUCGUACCAAAGUUGGGUAAAUGGAGGCUAUCGUUCUCUUUGGCAGAGAGGAUGGUUUUUGACAGUUUGUCCAAAGAGGUAAAACAGGCAUAUGCUCGUGCCAAGAUAGCCUUACAUCCAGCUUCAGCAACUUGCUUUUUUACUGUUGGGAAAGAAGACGAUUUUGAUGAGGAAGGAUUCUUGUCUGACGAAGAGGCAUAUAUAGAUGAAGAAGAUGAAAUGGGAGUAAUUGUGAAUGAAAAAGAAGAGGAUAAUAACAGCAAUGAAAUGAAAGAAGAAGAAUUGCGAAGCGUCCAGCAUGCUUCUAAGAUUGUUCGAAAAGGACAUGAAGAAAGAGAAGAAACUAGAAAAGGAAAAGAAAAGGAAGAAGAAGGCAGGCAAGAUUUAAGUACAAAACGCUUUUUUAUCGAUUGCAAAGGUAAGGAUGAGCCAAAGGGAAUAGAAAAAGACAAAACAGAACCCGAGAAGAAUGAUUUGAAAUGUCUAAAAACGGACGAAGUAGAAAAGCUUAGCAGAGUGAAUGCAGUUGAUAUACUUAGAACAACUGAAGAACCCCCUAGCUGCUCAUUUGUUGAUCUGGAAAAAGGAAAUACAGAGAAAUGUGCGAUUCCUAACGCCCAGGAGCGUUGGUAUUUGACUAAUGACACGUCUGCGCUCCGUAAGGACAACUACGAAGAGGAACCUCGUAUGGCAAGUGUCAAACUAGACACAGUGAUGCACUCAAGAUUGCUCUCAAAUGAAACUGUAUCAGCGUUAAAGUUGGAGGAUUCGGUUGCAGCUAAAGUUCUGUUGGAAGAGUUAAAGGAAGGCGACCAAAUAACGUUAAAUUACUACAGUAAGAAAAGCUCCGAGCCUAGAGCUCUUGAAGCCAAAUCAUUAAUCCCAUCGUAUCUUUUAAAGCUCGUACUUUUUAAAUGUUUAGAGCAGUACGACGCACAACAGAAGCAGUCUGAGUCGAUAAGCACUGCCAUGAUUUAUCGCGAACUAAAAAACUGCUUAGAAAAAAAUGAGCCUGUCCCAUAUUUCUUCUGCAAAAAGCGUGAUUUUCUGCCGAAAGUAAUCACCUCGAAGGAAAAAAGGUGUGCCAUAGCAUUUAUUGUAACAUUUUUAUGUGCUUUGUUUGAAAAAUUUGAUCAGAAUACGAACUGAUCCGCAAAGCCUUGGUUUUACUUGUACAUGGAGUACAAGCAGUAGAUGGAGGAUAUGGAAGAUGACUUUUCAUUUUUCAACAUAUUCUUGUAAGCAAACUGAUUAUAAUAUUACUUGUCUUUGAUGUAUGUAGAAUACUUCUUGCCGUCACUUUUUUCUUGCUUGCAAUCGCCAAGAGCUCAGAGGACAGAUUACAAUAAAUUAUACGGUAAACCACCGAAGAAAUGUUGAAUACAGUACAAAGAAUUUUCAAACAUGAGUGGUGCGAUUUCCCGGUGUUCCUUGUUUCACGGGUCAGUAUUAGUUAUAAACUUUAUACUCUUUGCACACUGCCGUUGCUUGACCUUCAAGGCUAGGUGCGCGGAGAAACAUCAAUUGUGAAAUCUGACCAAGACAUAGAUCUACAAAAACUUAGGUACCAAUUUAACCUACCUAUAGUCAACUCGAUCGACAAACAAAGGACUUUGGACAAACUGAACAUUUACCGACUAAUACCGGUUACCGAGAUAUAACGAUUUUAUCGACUAAUGGAAAAUUUGGGGAUGUCCCAUCCCAUACACCCCUUGCUAGCUACUCCUCUGUCUUUGUAGGCUUCAUGCUCAGCGUUGGAAAAAUUGCUGGAUCUUUCGUGUCCUUUCAGUAUUAGCCUUACUUGAUAUGUUUGCUGUACUGCCCUUAGCUUGUAUGUACAUCUAUUUUUUUUUAUUAGAAACUAACGUCCGGUGCUGGUAGACAGUUUUUAAAAUUUUCAGGCCAUUUUGUUAUCAACAGUUUCUUACAUGUUUCUUAAAUUACUUGGGUAAUGAAAUUUUUAAACGUGCUUCCAAGGUAAAGUAAAUAGUUCACUCACAUUCAGAGAUAAACUAGCAAAGCAAUAAAGGAGUUUUGUUUUCCUAGAAUGACUAACUCCGUUGAGAUCUCUAAACAGUUAAGCUCAUUGAACUCCAUCAAUGUCAAGUUGAAGUCAAAAAAGAAUUUUGAAUGGGAACUUCUUGAGUGUGCAAUUAACGGAGAAUGAAUGCAAACUGCAUGUCAAGUGUAGUGUUGCAAUAUACAGUGAUGUUCAAUGUCAAGAUUUUCUUGAGUGUCAACUCGGAAAAUUCAAACUUCAAACAAUAAAAGUUUCUUAGCUUUUUUUUGAUUUGGAUAGGGUUGUUUCUUAACUUUCGAAAAAUUGAGUCUACCGUUUUUUAUAACCUGUUUCUUAUAAAAAAUACGUGCAGUCUUACUUAGCUUGUUGUAUCUUUUAACUUUUAUAAUCUCAUUUUCACAUAUAAUGCAAAUUUAACUGUAUUAUUUAGUUGGUAUUAUUAAUUGACAUCGACUGAAUGUUGGAAUUCACAUGCUUUUAUAGCUUGUGUCUUAAUUUAGGAUUUAUCUAGAUUCCAACAGAACAGAAAGUGCCUCCCCAAUAGUUUAGGUUCGAGAACCUAUGAUUGUAUUAGUAGGAGGUUAACAGGCAGGUUUUUUGAACUUUGAAUUUUAGGACAUCUUCUUUGGCUCUACUAACUGCUAACUGCUAAGAGCCCUGCUAAGAGAUUGUGCAAAAAACUAUAAUGGCGACAUGUUUCGGAUUAUUGGUAAAGCCUUAUCGUCGUUCCGCCUAGCAGUUUUGGAAUCUAUCUACAUAAGCACGAAAAAAACCGCUACUGUGUAGACAAAGGGAGUUCGUUUUCACCUUAGGGCUCCAUUGGUAACAUUCUCAAUAGGCAAGCGGCACUGAUUGGUCAACCUCAACAGUCAUGUGUUCGUGUUUCUGAUUGGCUUAUUUCGAUCCACAAAUAUAUAUAUUUCCUAGCAUAGUGUUUUGAUCUAUGUUCUGACGUUUUAAACUCUGAAGAGUGUCAGACGAAAAGCUUUAGUUUACUAAAUGUUUGCUUUUUUCAAAGCCAUUUUCAAGUUUUGUACCACCAAAAGAUUGUUUGAAUAACUUUUCGGUGAACAUGUUAACUCCAGAUAAAAAAAUUGAAGAACGAACAAUAUCUUUCCGAAUAUUAUUAUCAGCAAAUCAAUCCUUCAUCUUAAAUGGCUUACAAAACAGUGGUUUGGUGGUCUUAUGAAGAAUUCCUUGUAAGAAUAUGUGGAACAAGCAGUAUAGAUAAAAACAUGUUUAUAUCUAUUUCGUUCAGGUAAUAUAAGCCAAAAGUAUUUGCGAUAGAUUUUAUGCUAUUGGUAUUUUUUGCAAACGUGAAGUAUGAAAAGCCUUUUAAACCCCUAAAAAGAUGGAAAAAACUAAAAGAACCCAGGUGUAAUAUGGUUGGUAUCUUAACAGGUCUACAGAUCAAUAGUCACUUGAGUCAAUGCUGUGAUCAAGUAGAUAAUUCUCACACAACAUUUUAAGAGGUAUUCAGUUAUUUUGUUAUUUCAUAUUUCAUACUGGGAACCAAAGUUAUUUCAUAUUUCAAGACCUAAAGCCUAAAUAUUUAAAUUUUCAUUCCGAAGAUCUUAAUUAUUUCAUAUUUCAAAUACCCCUUAUAGGGCCUAAAACCUGGUAACACGAUAGUCCUGGAAAGAAGUGAAGUGCGUCGAUGAUAACAGAAGCCAGAGGAUUGGCCACUCACGAAAUCUUCGUAAUUUCUUUCCUUGCAAUGUUCGCCACGACACGAAAAUUCAAGUAACUAGAGAGAAGAUUAUUUUAAAACUCAAAAUAUAAAGGAAUAAAUAUCAAUUUUUUUCUACAAUAACCACUCAUAAGCUCUGGGUCUGUGGAAUGCGCUCAGAUUUAAGUUCAUAAGUUUAUGUACUAAGUACAUUUGCUUAGUAGAAAUCAUUCAAAAAUUAUGUUCGUAAUCAUUUCCAUUUGCAAUAAUUAAUAAAACAGGGGUAUGGUCAAAAGUAGGGCCGCCAAAAAUAGGGUUGAAAACGACCAACGUGGCCUACAAGAAUACGAGGUCAAAUGUUUGAAAUUGAGGCUGGCAACACCUUUGGCAUUACGGAACAUUUCGAAACUGAACAACAGUAUAGUAGUGAUAAACAGGGAUAGUGACUUCAAAGUAAGGUGAGGUUUAUUAUAAUUUAGCAUCUGCGAAACUUAAUCUGAAUAUCGGAAGCCAGCACAUGCAAAAAUGUGGAAAUUUUGCCACCUGAAAUCGUCAAUUGAAAUCUCUUCCACCCAGUAGUGGUGAUGGGAGAUCGAAUUUCCAAACCCCUCUCCUGAACUGCCUAGCAGAACAAGAAAAUCGAUACCAUGAGGCCGGUAAAAUGGAAGUGCCGAAGAAUAACAGUUUUCAGUAUCUUGUUAGUAUUUUUAUUAUUUUGUUACGCAUAUAAACAUCAGAAGCACGUGCAAUCUUGGAUGAGCCAUAAGGUUUCUGAGUUCGCUUGGGAGAAUGUCCAUUGCAAAGGCGUCCAGCGUUGGAAUUCGUCAAGCAAAUGGCCUCCUGUUGAACAAGUGAGUAAAAUGCUACGAAUUAAAGACAAACAGAGCAUAUUUGCAAACGGCCUAGGCU
This is a messenger RNA of Rhopilema esculentum, 6907 nucleotides long. RefSeq lists its product as uncharacterized. The record is from RefSeq and is a predicted model, not a curated record. Gene Ontology annotation, molecular function: protein binding. NCBI's taxonomy places the organism in Eukaryota, Metazoa, Cnidaria, Scyphozoa, Rhizostomeae, Rhizostomatidae.